Molecule: messenger RNA, 2518 nt
Organism: Durio zibethinus
Lineage: Eukaryota; Viridiplantae; Streptophyta; Magnoliopsida; Malvales; Malvaceae
Product: transcription factor E2FA-like
Biological process (GO): regulation of transcription by RNA polymerase II
Cellular component (GO): RNA polymerase II transcription regulator complex
Molecular function (GO): DNA-binding transcription factor activity, RNA polymerase II-specific; RNA polymerase II cis-regulatory region sequence-specific DNA binding; protein dimerization activity
Source: RefSeq, a predicted model, not a curated record
UUAAUAUAAGUGUUUAUGUUGUAGUUGCAUAAAUUCAAGUCGAUAAAUUCAUUUUUUUGAAACUUAAAAAUUGAAAAAAAAAAUGUUUUCUCUUUAUCCUUUUGCAUUUGACAUUUUCAGUAUAUUUAUGAAAGUUAUUGCAUCUUCAUUUCUUAAAUCUCAAUUGAAUAGAAUCCUAAUUUCCUAUCUUAUUCUGGGACAAAAUUGAAAAAUGAAAAAGCUAGGAGUCUAAAACAAGGAAAAACCAAAAACUUAGACACAUUAAUUGUAAUUUUCAACAAAAUUCUUCCCUCCACAUCUAUCCGAACCAAAAAUUCCCUCCCUUCCCUUCACAACUUUCCUCUUCUCUCUUUCUCUCUCUAGCCCUCACUUUCUCUUUCUUCCUCUUUUUCCAAUUCCAUUUCUACCCUCGCCUCUCUCUCCGAUUCCCUCUCACUCUCCCUCCGAAUCAUAAACUUCGAUGUCCGGCCGCGCUCGAGCCUCCGCUCGUCCCACGCCGCCGUUUCCUCCUCCUUCUCCGUCUUCCGCCUCAGCACCAGCAUCGUCGGGCCCGUCGGUUGUUCCGCCGAUACGUCGCCAUCUGACCUUCGCCUCGACGAAGCCGCCUUUUAUUCAUCCCACCGACGAUUAUCACAGAUUUUCUUCUCAUAAUAGUAACAAUAAUUUAACCACCUCUAAUAAUGCACAUGGAAUAAUCGCCGAUCAUGAAGUUGAAGCGAUUGUUGUGAGAUCUCCACAAUUAAAAAGGAAGAAAGCAAUGGACAGCUAUGAAGUUGAGUCUGGCCAAUUGACCGGCAGUCCAGGAGUUACCAGCAUAUCCAACAAACCCUUCCAGACACCUGUAUCAGCUAAAGGAGGAAGGAUAAAUAAUAGAUCAAAGGCCUCAAAGGCCAAUAAAUCUAUUCCUCAAACAUCAGUGUCAAAUGCUGGUUUACUGUCUCCUCUUACUCCUGCCGGCAGCUGCCGCUAUGACAGUUCUUUAGGUCUAUUGACGAAAAAAUUCAUCAAUCUGAUAAAGCAUUCUGAAGAUGGUAUCCUCGACCUAAAUAAGGCUGCAGAAACAUUGGAGGUGCAAAAGAGGAGGAUAUAUGACAUAACAAAUGUCUUGGAAGGCAUUGGUCUCAUUGAAAAGAAGCUCAAAAACAGAAUACAUUGGAAGGGUGUUGAUGCUUCAAGACCAGGAGAAGCAGAUGGUGAUGUCUCUGUAUUACAGGGAGAAAUUGAAAACCUGUCCAUGGAAGAGCACAGAUUAGAUGAUCAAAUAAGAGAAAUGCAGGAAAGAUUGAGGGAUUUGAGUGAGAAUGGGAACAAUCAGAGGUGGCUUUUUGUGACUGAAGAUGACAUCAAGGGUCUACCUUGUUUUCAGAAUGAAACUCUGAUAGCAAUUAAAGCUCCACAUGGAACAACUCUGGAAGUACCUGAUCCUGAUGAAGCUGUUGACUGCUCACAAAGGAGAUACAGGAUAAUUCUUAGGAGCACAAUGGGUCCCAUUGAUGUUUACCUAGUCAGCCAAUUUGAGAAGUUUGAAGAGAUGAAUGGUGUUGAGCCACCUGUGAGUGUCCCACUUGCUUCAAGCUCUGGUUCUAAUGAAAACCAAGUUGAAUUGGUCAAUGUGGACACCAGAAAGGAGAUAGAACCACAGGCACAACAAACUCAUCAAAUGGGCUCUGAUAUUAAUGCUUCACAGGAGUCUGUUGGGGGAAUGAUGAGAAUUGUUCCUUCGGAUAUUGAUAAUGAUGCAGAUUAUUGGCUUUUAUCAGAUGCUGAUGUUAGCAUUACAGAUAUGUGGAAAACAGACUCAGGUGUUGAAUGGAGUGGAGUAGAUAUGCUUCAUACUGACUUUGGAAUGGCUGAUGUCCGUACCCCAAGGCCACAAACUCCACCAUCUAGGAUGACCGAAGUGCCAUCUUCUGAUUUUAACUCUACUAAAAGUUGAAUUUCUGCUAUUGGGUGAACAUUCAUAGUGGAGUUUUCCAAGUUUGUUAUGCUCUGUACCUCGGAUUCUCUGUGGCAAUUUGUUACAAAGAGGGUUAAGGAUCAACUCAACCCAAGGCCACAAACGAAAUGGAAAUCCCAAGAAGAGGGGCCACACAAACUGCAAAAGCAACAACAAUUUGAUUGCUAAGGGACCUUGAGCUAGGUCGUCAACGUUUUCAUUGCAGCAAAUUUGUUUUUGUCUUGAUCUCUUGGCAUGAAUUUGGAUAUGUCCAAUCACGGUUGAGAAAUCAUUUUCACGAGAGGAUGCAGACUCUGAGUUUGACAAAAGUAAUCAGAAAAGGACCAUAUUGAAAAAAUUGUGAAGACAAAUUAAUGUUGUUGUCGUUGAAACUUUCUUACUUCCAUAUGUUAUGACUGGAUCCAAAAGGCCAAAGCUGGCAAUUGUCAUCUCCCAAAACAUCUUUCUUCUACAGAGUACUUAGCCCAAAUUUCCUAUUCCUUUUGGGGUAGGAUAUAACUGAAUUCGAGUUCAGUUUGAUUUGAAAACUUGAGACACGAUUUGAGUUUCAAUAUUUAAAUU